GUGUGUGACAUUGUUCAUCACCAUGCAGAAAAACAUUUUGGUGUCUUCAUCAAGUACGUCAUCAACCAGAGGUACCAGGAAAAAAACUACAGACGUAUUUUAGAAGAAAAUCAAACAUUUCGGGAGACCAUGGCUGCUCUGGAAAGACAUCCACGUGUCAAAGGCCUGUCCUUCAACUCUUUCCUCAUCCUUCCUUUCCAAAGGAUCACAAAGCUGAAGCUGCUUGUACAGAACAUCCUGAAAAAAACAGAGAAGACUUCAAAUUCAGAGCGGGAGGCGAAUGCCAUAAAAGCCUACAAACAGCUGGAGCAGAUUGUUAAAGAGUGUAAUGACGGGGUCCGAAAAAUGAACCGAACAGAAGAGCUGAUCAGCAUCGAGAAAACUCUGGAGUUUAAAUCGAAGUCCGUGCCCAUCAUUUCACACUCUCGCUGGUUGGUAAAAAAGGGUGAAGUUCAGCUCAUGACUGGACCGAAGAGUAACCGGACCGCACGCAAAUCUAAGCUCCACCAACCGGCCUUUUUGUACCUUUUUAACAAUCUGCUCCUGAUAACCAAGCCCAGUGGGGAGAAGUUUCAGGUCCUGGACUCAGCUGCCCGAGCCAUGCUGAGGACUGAGGAUCAUGAGGAUCAGAGUAAACUACUGGCCAACGUUUUUACUCUGAAGAUGCUGGAGAACCAGGACAAGAGUUCAGCCCUGUACAUGAUCCAGACCUCCAGUGUGAGUGAGAAGCUGCGAUGGAUGCAUGCUCUGACUCCGAACAGGCGGACACGCUUCAUGCCCUCUGGAGCCCAUCAAGAAGACUUCCCUCAGGUGCAGUGCAUCAUGUCCUACUCUGCUCAGGAACCAGACGAGACAGCAGCAGAGAUCGGAGACGUCUUCAACCUCCUGGAGCAAACCAACGACGGCUGGAUGAUGGGGGAAAGACUUCACGAUAAGGAACGAGGCUGGUUUCCCAGUCGAGUGGUAGAAGAAAUCAGGAGCAAGGAGGCCCGUGUUCAGAACCUGAGAGAGGCCUUUAGGGUCCAACAGACCCAUAAAGGUGAAGGUGGACCACAGCCUGAACCCAGGGCUGCUUUAAGAUUAGGGAGACUCGCUCCGAAGAGCUCCAGCAACUUCAGCAGUUUUUGGACUAAGCACUAACGAGACAACAGACAGCAGGAACCAGCACUGAAACAAAACCCAGAGCUGCUCCAGUCUCUUAGUCACGUUGCACCAAAUGUAGAGUAGAUGUUUUUUUAUUCUGCUGUCUUUUUCCUCAGCUUUAAAGAAACUAAUGUUUGUAAUCAAAACACUUCAGCUGUGGAUUCAUCAAAUUUCUGUUUACUGUAAAAUAUCUGACUAUGAAUGUUAAAAACCAGCAAAGCUGCACUGAACCGUCAGCAUCUGAGCUUCAAAGACAUUAAAGUUGAUCUGAGGCACAAAGAUGAAGAAAAGUUUAAUAAACAGGUUUAUUUCUCACCUCCAAAUGUCUGUAAUGAAUAAAGUUUGACUAAAAACUUGGAUUCUGAAACCAGAUAAAUGUCCUGCUGUUUCCAACAGA
Austrofundulus limnaeus is the source of this 1540-nucleotide messenger RNA. It is a transcript of the gene ngef, whose product is annotated as neuronal guanine nucleotide exchange factor. Gene Ontology annotation, molecular function: protein binding; guanyl-nucleotide exchange factor activity. Gene Ontology annotation, biological process: activation of GTPase activity. NCBI's taxonomy places the organism in Eukaryota, Metazoa, Chordata, Actinopteri, Cyprinodontiformes, Rivulidae. The record is from RefSeq and is a predicted model, not a curated record.